AUGAAAAGAGGGGGACAGCACCCAACACGCGCACACUGGAACUGCAGCAGUCCAGACUGGCAGUCUGACUGGGGAAGUAAUCCGUCUUGCAAGACUCGGGACUGCCCACAGAGGACAGAGCUCGGCCACGGCUGCCAAUCGUUCAUCGAUCAUGCUGUGUUUCGUCGCCAUCAGCCCUCGCGGGAAAGCCUAAAGGCGGCGAUCCGGAAUCGCGACGGCAGUCAGAGCGACUCAGAUUGCCUACAACACCUUCCCUCUGGCGCAAAGAUGAGCAAGACCCAUCAACAGUGGAGCAAGGUUGCUUCCUCUAUCGGCUUUAGGCCCACGCCCGCGUCUGGAUCCUCUCUGCUCGCCGUCGUCAAGACAUGGUCGCCUCAGACGCCCACAUCUGGCUCUCUACCGAGCAAUCAGGCGUACCUUGCGCUGUCGAGCUCAGGUCUGUCAGAUCUCUCGUUGUCGGCCUUUUCGACGGAAGCGGCUCCCAAUAGCUACAUUCACCCAGAGUCAGCCGAUCAGACGAGAACGACUUCUGUUGGAGGGCGCUCGCUCGACUUCUUCGAUUCGGCUGCUCCUCUUGAGGGCAGUGGAUCUGCAAGCGUCCAUGCAUCGGUAUCGAGAUCGCGGAGACGUCAUGCCAGCCCUUCACGGCGGCAGGUUCCAGGAGUCAACCGCACCAGCGGUCUCUCGAGCCUUUUGAGUUAUGUAAGACCAGCUAGCGUGUCUCUGCCGGUCUGCGCAUUUUUUGAUGGACAGACCGAGUCAAGUCACUCCUACACCACCUUGCCGCCCUCCGCGCGGUUUGCCGCCGGCACACAUUCGCAGAGCAAAGCUCUUCCAAACCAAUUGCUUCAAGUCUCAUAUUCUUCAGCUUCAGCGUCCUUGCAGGCGCCUUAUUCACCCGCCGGUCCCGCAUCAUCAUUGCACGACAGCGGUCUAGAUGGCGGCGCCAGAAGGACCGGACGGGGGGUAGACUAUAGUUCCGGCCCAAGCUACUUAUCUGGCGUCUUCUCUGGCGCAGGUCUGUUGCCCAGCAAGCGAUCAUAUAUCUUCUCGCACGGCGCCUACGGCAUACCCAAACACGGACAUCAGCAAGCAGGCACAGGCGGCUCAGGGAGGGGUCCGCGAAUUAGUCACCCUCUUUACCCGAAUACGUCCCAGGGUGCCGCUGGCGAGCUGAAAUCGCAGCGCGAUCGAGCCUACACCUCGCCUACUAAGACGGCAAGAGAGGAUGUCGGGCUCAGCGUGCAGGUGGGCGAAGACGCCUACUUUCUCCGCACGGAUUCGCUCGGUGUCGCCGACGGCGUUGGCGGUUGGUCUGGUCACAAGGGGGCAGAUCCUGCACUUUUCUCGCGCAAGCUCAUGCAUCACUGCUCAUCCGAGAUGGCACGAUAUGAUGAUAUUGAGGAUGAGAUGUUUUUGCAGUAUUACGACGUCGAUCCCGUGCAAGUGCUUCAUCGUGCCUCCGAGAGCUGUCUAUCCGAAGCGAGAGAGGAAGGAAUUAUAGGAAGCUCGACCGCUCUGCUCGCUAUCCUGCGCAAUGACGAACUGCGCCUCGCCAACGUGGGCGACUGCUGCUGCUCGAUUAUAAGAGGCCAGGAUUACAUCUUCCGGUCAGAGGAGCAGCAACACUCGUUCAAUUUUCCGGUACAGAUUGGCACAAACUCGAAAGAUACGCCCCUCAAAGACGCGCAAUCGUUCACAGUCAAGGUGCAAAAGAACGAUAUUGUCAUACUAUCGUCGGACGGUCUGGUCGAUAAUCUGUUCGACGAAGAUAUUCUCGAAGAGGUCCUCCGCUUCGCGCACUAUGCUCCUGCUGCACCCACGCCAACAGAAGUGCCUCGGCAUGGCAAUGAAGCAAAAAGCGCACAACUCAAUCUGCUCAGAUUUUCGCCUCAGGCAGUCAGCGAGGCGCUAUGCAGUCGUGCAAAGGCAGUCAGCGAGGACCAGAGAGCGGUCAGCUCGCCCUUCCAACAGCGCGCAAUGGAAGAGGGCAUUCACUAUGUCGGAGGGAAAAAUGACGACAUUAGUGUACUUGUCGCUGUCGUGGGUGACUCGGAAGACAGUGCAGUAUGUUAG
Molecule: messenger RNA, 2076 nt
Organism: Mixia osmundae IAM 14324
Lineage: Eukaryota; Fungi; Basidiomycota; Mixiomycetes; Mixiales; Mixiaceae
Exons: 6
Coding region: 1-2076 (691 amino acids)
Source: RefSeq, a predicted model, not a curated record